Molecule: messenger RNA, 1167 nt
Organism: Sporisorium graminicola
Lineage: Eukaryota; Fungi; Basidiomycota; Ustilaginomycetes; Ustilaginales; Ustilaginaceae
Exons: 1
Coding region: 1-1167 (388 amino acids)
Molecular function (GO): oxidoreductase activity, acting on single donors with incorporation of molecular oxygen, incorporation of two atoms of oxygen; iron ion binding
Source: RefSeq, a predicted model, not a curated record
AUGAAGUUCAGCACACCCCUCGCGGCCGUGGCGGCCGCCGCCUCGUUGGCGCUCCUUCCAUCGGCAUCGGCACACGGUCCAGAGACCAAGGAAGAGGUGGUCAAGUUUCUCGAUCAGCAGCACGCUGCGUACCACUGCGCACCUGCGAUCGCCGCUAUGACCGCUGCUCGAAAGAAGUCGUGGGCACAAAAGGUGCUCGGAGGUGACUCCGCUCAGAACAAGAACCUCUUCAUCGACGGCUACUUUGACGAUCUCGGAAUCGACGGCGAGGUUGCCGCGAAGGGCAUCAAGGCGCUCGAGGAGAAAGGCAAGCGGAUCAUGGCGUGCGACCCCGUCGUUGAGACCAAGAUUCGCAACUCGACGUGCGUCUUGUCACCCGAGACCACCCAAGGCCCCUACUACCACACCGAGCAUCACCCCAUCCGUGCCAACAUGGCCGAGUGGCAGCUGGGUGUCCACUUCCAGAUGGACGUCGGUGUGAUCGACGUCGACACGUGUGAGCCCAUCCCCAACAUCCUCGUCGAUCUUUGGCAUGCUAACGCCACGGGUCACUACUCGGGCCACCCGGACCCAGCGCCGCACCUCGUAGACGAGAUCCCUGCCCAGACUGGUGUGCGAAAGGGUCUUCUCUCUGCGUUCCCUCGUACCAACACGCACGAGCAGUGGCUGCGAGGUGCGCUCCCCACGGACAAGAACGGUGUUGCCCAGUUCACCAGCGUCUUCCCCGGCUACUACACGGGACGAGCCACGCACGUGCACGUCAAGAUCCACCACGACUGGCAGGUGCUGCCCAACGGCGAGUUCCGAUCAGGUCGACUCAUCCACACGGGCCAGUUCUUUUUUGACGACGAGCUCAACAUGAUGAUGGACAAGGUCUGGCCGUACAACACCAACCCUAUCGCCGACUUGCCCGGCCGUGGACGCACCCGCAACUGGGAGGACUCGCUGCAGAUCUACCAGAUUUCGCAGGAGGGCGGCUACUUCCCCACCUUUGACGUCGAGAAGCUGGGCGGUGUCAUGACCGACGGUCUGAUCGGCUACGUUACCGUCGGUGUCAACCGCUCGGUCGUCGUUGACGAGGCAUGGGUGCCCACCACGGGUGGAGGCAAGACCAAGCCUUGGGUACCCACCGAUGCUGCUGCGGCUCCUGUGCACCAAGAGCUCUGA